Messenger RNA from Punica granatum (pomegranate), 1272 nucleotides. The record is from RefSeq and is a predicted model, not a curated record. NCBI's taxonomy places the organism in Eukaryota, Viridiplantae, Streptophyta, Magnoliopsida, Myrtales, Lythraceae.
ACAAAAUCCAACAAACUGAUGAGCAUAGCUCCGACAGCGACUGAGCUGCCGAGCUUUUGGGGUUGGCAGAUGCAACUGAGAGGAGAUGACCCAUUGAUGGAGUCUCCUCCCUCGACGAGCCUCCGCUGGAAUUCGAGGUCUGGGUCCACUUUACUGAGCAGAAUUGCUCUGCCCGUUAAUGGCGCAGGAGUCAGCAGAAGAGCUUCAGCAUCCGUUCAGGCACAGGCCUCUGGUUUCUCUUACCGUAAGUUCGUCCAAUUCGCCGUGGACGAGACGAAACGCCAUACCCAUUUGGACCCGUCACCUCUGCAGGAUAAGUUCAGUGCCAUGAAGGCCUUGGAUGGAAAAACCGACCUUGCAGUGUUGUCAUAUAAGGCGCCCAAAGUUAGACUUCUUCGAAGUUUGAGCAUUGAAGGGAGUGACGGGAUGCAGGUUUUGGAUUUUGCUGUAUUUCCCGAAUCAGAGUAUGAUCUCCCGAUAUUUUGUGCCAACUUCUUCUCUGCUUCCAAGACGAACAUAGUUGUCCUGGACCUUAAUCCUUUGUAUGAUGUAGUCGAAAAUGAAGAUUACAAGGAGAAAUAUUAUGAGAGCCUGCUUCCUCUCGGUCUUAAGUAUGCUGAGCUUUUACCAUGGGGUGGAAAACUCACUGGUGAGUCCCUGAAAUUUUUCUCGCCAAUCGUUAUAUGGACCAGGUUCAACUCUAGUCAAUACAUGCAAGAUGUUCUCUACUCGGCGUUCAAGGAUUAUCUCAAGGCUUGGCUUCUGUUGAUGGACCUCGGAGAAAAGGAGACCAAUGCAUCUCGAAUUGCUGCCAAUCGAGAAGCACAACAUAGAUAUCUGACAUGGAGAGCAGAAAAGGACCCGGGUCAUCAACUUCUGAAGAGAUUGAUCAGGGAGACGCGAGCAAAGGACGUGGUGAGGAACUUCCUCUUCGAAGGGGUUGAUUCUUUGGGGACCAAAUCUUUCCUAGACUACUUCCCUGAGUAUCGGUGCGAGGACGGGACUGUUAAUGAGAAGCGGAGCAUGAUGGGGAAGUCCUUUGAGAGUCGGCCAUGGAACUCAAAAGGAGAGUUCAUUGGUAGCGAGUAGAUUACGAUCAAUCAAUCAGGAAAUUAGCAUCCGAGUAUAUAUCUAAUUUACCAUAGGAUUGUUGUUUGAUUUUGAUGUAUUUUCUUCCCUCCUUGUGAUCUCAUUCAUUACUGGAUCAUGAAUUUUGGUCAAGUUCAAAUUGGAUUCUGAUUUUCUUCUUAUGGAGAUUACAUUAAGAGAUCA